Pleuronectes platessa (European plaice) is the source of this 2200-nucleotide messenger RNA. RefSeq names its product tripartite motif-containing protein 16. Lineage: Eukaryota; Metazoa; Chordata; Actinopteri; Pleuronectiformes; Pleuronectidae. The record is from RefSeq and is a predicted model, not a curated record. The transcript has a single exon. Bases 115 to 1803 code for a protein of 562 amino acids. Gene Ontology annotation, molecular function: protein binding; zinc ion binding.
UCAAUAGUGUGUUAAUGUGGUAAAAAGAGGAAGUGAACAGGACAGGAAUGAGCAGAGACUGUGUUUCUGUUCAGAGAAAGAGGAACAAUUCUACAGUCACUGGCACCGGGUGAAAUGGCGCAGCAAGAAAAACAACUGGACAGAGAAACACUCUGCUGUCCGAUCUGUCUGGAUCUACUGAAGGAUCCGGUGACUACUGUCUGUGGACACAGCUACUGUAAGAGCUGUAUUAACACCCACUGGGACAUUGGGGAUGAGAGAGGAAGCUACAGCUGCCCUAGGUGUAGACAGACCUUCACACCGAGGCCUGUCCUGGGGAAAAGCACCAUGUUAGCUGAUAUAGUGGAGGAGCUGCAGAAGACUGGACUCCAAGCUGCUCCUGCUGAUCACUGCUAUGCUGGACCUGAAGAUGUGGCCUGUGAUGUCUGCACUGGGAGAAAACUGAAAGCUCUCAAGACCUGUUUGGUUUGUUUGGCCUCUUAUUGUGAAAAACACCUCCAGCCUCAUUUUGAGUCAGCUGCAUUUAAGAAGCACAAUAUGGUGGAGCCCUCGAAGAAGCUCCAGGAGAACAUCUGCUCUCGUCACAAUGAGGUGUUGAAGAUGUUCUGCCGCACUGAUCAGCAGUGUAUCUGUUAUCUCUGCUCUGUGGAUGAACAUAAAGACCAUGACACGGUGUCAGCUGCAGCAGAAAGGACUGAGAAGCAGAGAGAGCUCGGGCUGAGGAGACAAACAAUCCAGCAGGGAGUUCAGGACAGAGAGAAAGAUGUGAAGCUACUGCAACAGGAGGAGGAGGCCGUCAAUGGCUCUGCGGAUAAAGCAGUGGAGGACAGUGAAAAGAUCUUAGCUGAGCUGAUCCGUCUGCUGAAGAAAAGAAGAUCUGAUGUGAAGAAGCAGAUCAGAUCCCAGCAGGAAACUGCAGUGAGUCGAGUCAGAGAACUUCAGCAGAGACUGGAGCAGGAUAUCACUGAGCUGAAGAAGAAAGACCAUGAACUGAAGCAGCUCUCAGACACAGAGGAUCACAUCCAGUUUCUACACGACUACCCCUCACUGUCACCAGUCAGUGAAUCUACAUACUCAUCCAGCAUCAGGAUCCGUCCACUGAGGUACUUUGAGGACGUGACAGCAGCUGUGUCACAGGUCAGAAGUCGACUACAGGACAUUCUGAGUGAGACAGAGACAGAGAUUUUACAGAUUGUGUCUCAAGUGGAUGUUUUACUGCCACAGCCAGAGCCAAAGACCAGAGCUGACUUCUUAAAAUAUUCACAGGAAAUCACACUGGAUCCGAACACAGUAAACACAAAUCUGUUAUUUUUGAAGGGAAACAGAAAAGUAACACGUUUGAGAGAAAAACUGUCUUAUCCUAAUCACGCAGACAGAUUCACUGGUUGGCGUCAGGUCCUGAGUAGAGAGAGUCUGACUGGACGUUGUUACUGGGAGGUGGAGAUGGAGGUGGAGAUGGAAGUGAGAGGACGAGUUGGUGUAGCAGUCACAUACAAGAAUAUCAGUAGAGCAGGGAAAUCAGAUGAAUGCAGACUUGGAUUCAAUGAUAAAUCUUGGUCAUUAUAUUGUGAUAGAAACAGGUAUAACUUGUAUUACAACAGCAUCGUGACUCCAGUGUCAGGUCCCCUGUCCUCCAGAGUAGGAGUGUACCUGGAUCACAGUGCAGGUGUUCUGUCCUUCUACAGCGUCUCAGACACCAUGACUCUCCUCCACAGGGUCCAGACCACAUUCACUCAGCCUCUCUAUGCUGGAGUUGGGGUUAGUUAUUCUGGAUCCACAGCUGAGUUCUGUAAACUCAAAUAGACUUGAGUCAUUAAAAGCAGUGAUUUAGAUUCUGUGUGUAAAUCUUUAACUUCUUUUGUCUCCAUGAUUGUUGAUCAAAGUUCGGCGUGGUGACGUUUCGGCUCCGCACACAGAGAUCAGCUGUCAAUCAAACACUGACCUUCCUUUAUCUCACUUUGUAAGGACAGAAAUCUAUAAUUACACUGACAUGAUUGUGUUUGAAAGAACUAAUGUUGCUGUUGUUUUCUGGAUCAAUGUAGAAAAAAGGUUCUGUGAUGUUUUAGAACCUGUAUUGAUCCUGAUCAUCAUCAAUGAGCUGAUUAUUUGAUACUACACAUUGAAUUCUCGUAUAUAUGUAUAAAGCAAUACAAAUCGAAUGUGUGAAAAAGCAGAAAGUUGAAAUAAAGAAUAAAUCCAG